GCUGUAUGAGAUGGAGGGCGGGCUAAAGGCGGGACGAGACUCGAUUGAGCGCAAUUAUGACCAAUCACCUUGCGGAAUAUUGGCCUAUAGCGAAGGAGGAGCUCAGAACAAAAAGGAGACCCCACCCCCGCCGACGGUGAAAACCUAUGAAACCUGGGCGGAGGCGUGCGGAGUCGGGUAGAGAGCGAAAUCACGCCUCUUCAGUCAGCCACGCCCUUUAUUCUUGCUCGGCCUCGCCACAGAGAGCAAAUCAGUCCCGUUUGCCACCAUGGGGAUGUACCAAGUGAGACGGAGUAGGGGGAGCGAGUGGUGAUUGACGCGCCAGGUUACUGGCCACUGCUCACCUAGGCGCUAGCAAACUUCUGCCAAGAUCGGAACUGAGUACUAAACAGCCUCCACAGUUCUCCCUGGUGCCGUCUCCGGCUUGGCGCCGCAUCCUCCUCUGGGCUCGCGAUGGCCGCGUCCCCUCCCGCUGCGGACGGGUCCUUUGGUACAUGCAGUCCGAGUCACUAUUCCAGGUCCUCAGGAUAUAGCCGUGACCUAAACACAGAAAUCUACCCUGGCGGAGCUGAUCUUCUAGUUGUGGCGGUGAGGAGAUAGACAGUAAAGACUAAAGAAACCAAUAAAUCGCCAUGGAUCGGAUGAAGAAGAUCAAACGGCAGCUGUCAAUGACACUCCGAGGUGGCCGAGGCAUAGACAAGACCAAUGGUGCCCCUGAGCAGAUAGGCCUGGAUGAGAGUGGUGGUGGUGGCGGCAGUGACCCUGGAGAGGCCCCCACACGUGCUGCUCCUGGGGAACUUCGUUCUGCACGGGGCCCACUCAGCUCUGCACCAGAGAUUGUGCACGAGGACUUGAAGAUGGGGUCUGAUGGGGAGAGUGACCAGGCUUCAGCCACGUCCUCGGAUGAGGUGCAGUCUCCAGUGAGAGUGCGUAUGCGCAACCAUCCCCCACGCAAGAUCUCCACUGAGGACAUCAACAAGCGCCUAUCGCUACCAGCUGAUAUCCGGCUGCCUGAGGGCUACCUGGAGAAGCUGACCCUCAAUAGCCCCAUCUUUGACAAGCCCCUCAGCCGCCGCCUCCGUCGUGUCAGCCUAUCUGAGAUUGGCUUUGGGAAACUGGAGACCUACAUUAAGCUGGACAAGCUGGGCGAGGGUACCUAUGCCACCGUCUACAAAGGCAAAAGCAAGCUCACAGACAACCUUGUGGCACUCAAGGAGAUCAGACUGGAACAUGAAGAGGGGGCACCCUGCACCGCCAUCCGGGAAGUGUCCCUGCUCAAGGACCUCAAACACGCCAACAUCGUUACGCUACAUGACAUUAUCCACACGGAGAAGUCCCUCACCCUUGUCUUUGAGUACCUGGACAAGGACCUGAAGCAGUACCUGGAUGACUGUGGGAACAUCAUCAACAUGCACAACGUGAAACUGUUCCUGUUCCAGCUGCUCCGUGGCCUGGCCUACUGCCACCGGCAGAAGGUGCUACACCGAGACCUCAAGCCCCAGAACCUGCUCAUCAACGAGAGGGGAGAGCUCAAGCUGGCUGACUUUGGCCUGGCCCGAGCCAAGUCAAUCCCAACAAAGACAUACUCCAAUGAGGUGGUGACACUGUGGUACCGGCCCCCUGACAUCCUGCUUGGGUCCACGGACUACUCCACUCAGAUUGACAUGUGGGGUGUGGGCUGCAUCUUCUAUGAGAUGGCCACAGGCCGUCCCCUCUUUCCGGGCUCCACGGUGGAGGAACAGCUACACUUCAUCUUCCGUAUCUUAGGAACCCCAACUGAGGAGACGUGGCCAGGCAUCCUGUCCAACGAGGAGUUCAAGACAUACAACUACCCCAAGUACCGAGCCGAGGCCCUUUUGAGCCACGCACCCCGACUUGAUAGCGACGGGGCCGACCUCCUCACCAAGCUGUUGCAGUUUGAGGGUCGAAAUCGGAUCUCCGCAGAGGAUGCCAUGAAACAUCCAUUCUUCCUCAGUCUGGGGGAGCGGAUCCACAAACUUCCUGACACUACUUCCAUAUUUGCACUAAAGGAGAUUCAGCUACAAAAGGAGGCCAGCCUUCGGUCUUCGUCGAUGCCUGACUCAGUUGCCGGUGGACAGCAUGGCCGUGCCAGCCUCCCACACUGAGGCCAGGUCUACCCCCCAUCAUACCAGCCCCCUGGACCACUACCCCACGGCCAGCCAGGGGUCCAGAGCUAGCCCAGGCUGGGGAUCUCGACUCAGACAAGAUGGUGACAAUGCCUUGAGUCUGAGGCAUCCUCUGCCUGCUUUCCUGCCUGCCCCACCUGCCUCAUAUUGUGUGGGCCUUUUUUUUGUUUGUUUCAUUCAUUGUUUUUUUUUUUUUUAAUUAUUUUAAAUGAGAUUUUCGUUUUUUUUAAAUGCAAUAUCUCUGUAUACAGACUGGCUGGGCCCCACCCCCUGCGUGUGGCCCUCCCACGGUAUUUUGUGCAAUGAAGCCCUGCUCCCAGCCUUUCAGAGACAGGGACACAGCCCCUAUUUGGAACCCUGAUCAUCACCAGACCCUGGGAUUGGCUAUGGGAAAGCAUGCCACAGCCACUCGCCUUCCUACCCCCGCCCGCCAUCCCCAGCUGCAGGGGGAUCUGGGGACUACCAGAGACUCUGGGAAAUGGACAAGGUGGGGGGCCCCACUCUUUCUCUCCUGCAGUCCCGUAGCUGGGGCCUCCUUCCUUCUCAGGGUCUCCCCAGCCCAGUCCCCUUGCUCCCAUCCCACUCGGUGCUGUUGGGUAGGGGCCCUGCCAGGAACUGACCAGCUCAGCGAGGAGCCAUAAUGUGCAUAUGUGCACAAGCAGGGUUGGGGGAGGGGGGUGUGAGGGGUUGUGCCCAGGUGUUGCCCCCUAUCUCCUGGGGAGGGUGAGGCAGGGCAGGGACAGUCUCCAGGGUCAGUCCCUGGAUGGGUGGUUACCUCCCCUUCCUCCACCCUAAGCCCUGGGGCCCUGAAAUGGGGUGGGAGGGCAGGGGUGGGAGCCCUCCUAGUGGGUUUGGGGGGUUGGGUUCCUGAAUGCACCAUAAUCGCUGUAUGAAAUAUUAAAAAGUCUAAAGUGAAAA
Molecule: messenger RNA, 3065 nt
Organism: Pan troglodytes (chimpanzee)
Lineage: Eukaryota; Metazoa; Chordata; Mammalia; Primates; Hominidae
Gene: CDK16
Product: cyclin dependent kinase 16
Exons: 18
Coding region: 633-2126 (497 amino acids)
Biological process (GO): protein phosphorylation; neuron projection development; exocytosis
Cellular component (GO): synaptic vesicle; nucleus; cytoplasm
Molecular function (GO): cyclin-dependent protein serine/threonine kinase activity; ATP binding
Source: RefSeq, a predicted model, not a curated record